This is a messenger RNA of Merops nubicus (carmine bee-eater), 185 nucleotides long. It is a transcript of the gene NR2C2AP, whose product is annotated as nuclear receptor 2C2-associated protein. NCBI's taxonomy places the organism in Eukaryota, Metazoa, Chordata, Aves, Coraciiformes, Meropidae. The annotation marks the transcript as partial. The transcript is spliced from 2 exons. The record is from RefSeq and is a predicted model, not a curated record.
GCUGCAGAGCAGGCGAAGAGCUGGUGAAAAUAUCAGAGCUGUACCCCGAGGACAUCAAUGCCAUGCAGAGAUUCCAGGUGGAGGAGACGGUGCUGGACAAGCUGAAGAUCACCUUUGAGAACAGCACUGACUUCUUUGGGAGGAUCGUGGUCUACCACCUAGGGGUGCUGGGGGAGAGGCUCUAG